Messenger RNA from Aureobasidium pullulans EXF-150, 1149 nucleotides. Its product is annotated as mitochondrial large ribosomal subunit. The coding region runs from base 154 to 1149 and encodes 331 amino acids. Gene Ontology annotation, biological process: ribosome assembly; translation. NCBI's taxonomy places the organism in Eukaryota, Fungi, Ascomycota, Dothideomycetes, Dothideales, Saccotheciaceae. Gene Ontology annotation, molecular function: structural constituent of ribosome. Gene Ontology annotation, cellular component: mitochondrial large ribosomal subunit; ribosome. The record is from RefSeq and is a predicted model, not a curated record. The transcript is spliced from 2 exons.
CAAGAAGAGAGAUCUUGAGCAGAGGCGCGAGUCAGAAAAGUAGCGAAAGGACAGGGUCGGCUCAGAAUUCUGACUUGUCGGAUUAGCGUCGCGGCAAACUUCUAGAGAUUCGAGAAGCAGCAACGACAAGGGUAGACGCACACAUCACACACAAUGAGCGCCCGUACGCCUUCGCGGCGACUGCUGCAAAAUGCAGGCGGUCUCCAAUGCCUUCACGCGCCAUCUUCAAGCACACCAUCAACCCUCGGACGCCGUUCUAUCUGGGGCUUCUUUGGCAAGAGAAAGGACGACAGCUCGAUAAGCUCAAGGCCCGGCCAAGCGACAAAUCCUGUUCUAGACCAGUACCUCAAGAAGAAGCCGACCAAGCAGGGCGCCGAAGGCCUGCAGCGCGGUGACCUCGCAGAGACAUCCAUCUUCGAAGGCGAGCGCCAGAGUCAGGAAGCAGAGGAGGAGAGGGAGUUAGCAAAGGAAGCUGGCGGCCGUAACAUCAGCGCCAUGGCCACCGUGCUCGACCCUCACCCCGUAGCACGCGAGCGAUGGCAGCGCAAGAUGCUCAUUCGCGACAUUCGCAAGGGCGGCCGUCUCAACAAGGAAAUGUUCAUCAAGCGCACCGAGAGAGAAAGCACGGGCAAGAGUGAGAACAUCAAGACCAGCAUCAAGAAGCUGGGUCCGAUCGCGCGCCAGAUCGCCGGCAAGACCGUCGACGACGCCAUUGUCCAACUGCGCUUCAGCAAGAAGAAGGCCGCCGUUCCCGUUCUCAACUACCUCGAAUACGCCCGUGAUGAGGCUGUUGUCAGCCGUGGUAUGGGUCUUGGUCAAGCUACCGUAGCCGACUUGGACAAGCCCGUCGACAUCCGCCUCAAGGACGGCAAGAGACACACUGUCGCAGACCCCACCAAGAUGUACAUCGACCAAGCCUGGGUUGGCAGAGGUCCUUACGGAAAGCUGCCCGAGUACCGUGCCAAGGGCAAGAUCAACAUCCUGCGUACUCCCUGGACUCACAUCGGUCUGGUGCUGAAGGAGGAGGCCACUAGAGUCAGACAGUACAACGAGCGUGAGGACAAGAGAAAGAAGCAGCGUGAGGCCAAGGUCUGGACUCCUCUGCCUGACCGCCCCAUCCAGGGUCAGAGACAGUGGUACUCAUGGUAG